Penicillium chermesinum is the source of this 774-nucleotide messenger RNA. RefSeq lists its product as uncharacterized. The coding region runs from base 1 to 774 and encodes 257 amino acids. The transcript has a single exon. Lineage: Eukaryota; Fungi; Ascomycota; Eurotiomycetes; Eurotiales; Aspergillaceae. The record is from RefSeq and is a predicted model, not a curated record.
AUGGCUGAACCAGCGGGAACAGCAGCAGACCUGGGGCACGUCCCUGCCACCCCGCGCUCCCAUGAUCACGCCGUCGUCGGUCACCCUCUAACGCAUGCGACUUCGACGCAGAGGGCCUCCUGCUAUCAGUGUUUUUUGUCGGCGGUACGCGAGGAGAAUUCGGAUGAAAAUCGUACAGCAGGACACUUCACUUGGCAGUGCGUAUGGGAGACCACUUCUAGGAAGUGUUUGGGCUGCGCGCAGAUACAAUGUCUUCCGAUUCCGAAGGGAAUACAGGGCGAUUGGCAGGUUUUCAACGAUAUCCUCGAUUGGGGGUAUAACGCUCACCCCGGGGCGAUGAUGAUUUCCACUAUCGGGCCCGACUAUACGUGGAUGGAUUGGGGUCAUAACGCAAUUAAAGCUAUACAUCGCGAGUCCCGAAUCUUAGCUCGUGUGAUGGUAGAUGUUAUUCAGGAAUACGCCAACGACAACGGCUAUAAGCUGUCAUCAGAUAAGAAGAAGGCUCGCCUUGCCCGGUUAGCGUAUGAUGAACGGAUGGAGCAGAAACGUGCUAAUAGGAUUCGUGUCCUCCAACUACGGGCCGGGAUCACGCCUACACUGGCGAAGACAUUGAUACGACUGGAGCCUGGGGAUUCCCUUUUCCCUGUGGUUCAAGCUGGGAUCCGGUCAUUUUUCAUGGGCGUCGCAUUGGGAGCCAUCGCAGAUGGGGAGCCGCAGUAUACGGCAGAGCUGAUCCGGGAUACUUGGCAGUGUUUUGGGGAUCCCACGGUGUAG